This is a messenger RNA of Lampris incognitus (smalleye Pacific opah), 1914 nucleotides long. RefSeq names its product gonadotropin-releasing hormone II receptor-like. The transcript has 4 exons. The record is from RefSeq and is a predicted model, not a curated record. Gene Ontology annotation, cellular component: membrane. Bases 422 to 1069 code for a protein of 215 amino acids. Gene Ontology annotation, molecular function: gonadotropin-releasing hormone receptor activity; peptide binding. Lineage: Eukaryota; Metazoa; Chordata; Actinopteri; Lampriformes; Lampridae. Gene Ontology annotation, biological process: G protein-coupled receptor signaling pathway.
GGCGUCAAGUCUCGGCAGGACAUUCCCCCCGCCCCCCUCGCCUUUCUCUUGUCUCGGUUUUGCCAUCUCGAGGACAUUGGGCUCUGUCCACUGGAGAUUUGAGAACUGCAGUUUAAUGAAAAAGUGAACGCUGUACCGGUGUGCGCCCACGAUUGGCUGUCCCGACUGCCGACGGAGGCAGGCCGUGGCGACGGGGAAGUACUUGACCGACAGACCCUCUGGAAUAUCGGAAAAAUAUCUUCGACGCCUGGAUUGAAAUGAAGGAAUUAUAUAUGUUUUUUAUUCGGAAUUUGAACCAGUAAACGAAUAGGUCACCAAUGUUACACGUUCGCUUGAAGUUUACAAUUCAAGCCACUCUAAACUGUGAUGUGGUGACGCGGCUCAACGCGGCUAACGACGGGAAGCUAAUUUACGUUAGCUGAUGCGCUAUCUAAUAAUACAGUGGACAUUGCAAAGGAACUCGGACUACAUUGUAAAGAUGUUCAUUUUCCACAAUGUAACUAUCAGCUAUCCGGAAAAAUUCACUCAGUGCACCACAAGGGGAAGUUUCAUCACUCGCUGGCAGGAGACCGCCUACAACAUGUUCACAUUUUCCUGCCUCUUCCUACUGCCUCUGGUCAUGAUGAUCACCUGCUACACCAGAAUCUUCAUCCACAUCUCUAAGCGAAUGACAAAGCACAGCUUGUCCUCCAGUGAAGUACAUUUACGAUGCUCAAAGGACAACAUCCCCAAAGCACGCAUGAGAACUCUGAAAAUGAGCAUCGUCAUCGUGAUCUGCUUCAUAAUCUGCUGGACCCCAUACUACCUGUUGGGCCUGUGGUACUGGUUCUUCCCAGACCACCUGGAAGGGAAAGUCUCCCACUCCUUGACCCACAUCCUGUUCAUCUUUGCGCUUCUCAACACCUGCCUGGAUCCCAUUAUCUAUGGCCUGUUCACCAUCCGCUUUCAUAAGGGGCUGAAGAGACACUGCCACAGAGGCACGGUGACAUCUCAACUGGGGAGUAACUUGAUGAUAAUGAAACGUUUUAAAUAUUCUGCUGAAAGACAAGUAGCUGCCGUCGGUGUGUAGAGACCGGGGCCUCGUUUCCCAAUAACGAUAGCUUUUCCGAAGUAAAGAGCGUUUCUUGAAGUGUCAAUUGAAGGCUUGUUCUUUACACGAGAGCAUUUCUCAAAGUAGCACAUGGAGCGACAGCGUGCAGUCAUUAUUUACGUGCAUGAGACCCAUAAGUGGUUUGUCUGCAUGGCAAUGAGUCGCUGAACAUUUCUUUUGAAAAUAGUUUUCCCCCUCUCCCUGUCCCUUCUCCAGUAGCUCACCAUUUCAGUUGCAUCAGUUACCAAAGUCAGCAAUUUUGGUUUUUGUCUCUAUUAUUAUUAUUACUAUUACUAUUAUGGUGAUGAUGACGAUGAUGAUGAUGAUGAUGUCAUAAUUCCGUUUUACCCUCUUCUAUGGCACACCACUUCAUUCCAUCGAAAACCUGUUUUAUAAAUAAUGGAACAUAUAAAAUAUAUAAAUGUAAAUAAUAAUACAAAUUUAAUACCAUAGCCUAACAAACCUUAAAAAUCACAAGUUGGGCGUCCGGGUGGCGUGGCGGUCCAUUCCGUUGCCUGCCAACACGGUAACCUCCGGUCCGAAUCCCCGUAUUACCUCCAGCUUGGUCGGGCGUCCCUACAGACACAAUUGGCCGUGACUGCGGGUGGGAAGCCGAAUGUGGGUAUGUAUCUUGGUCGCUGCACUAUAGCACCUCCUCUGGUUGGUCGGGGCGCCUGUUUGAGGGGGGAGAGGGAAUCGGGGAGAAUAGCGUGAUCCUUCCACGCGCUAUGUCCCCCUGGCGAAGCUCCUCAGCUGUCAGGUGAAAAGAAGCGGCUGGCGACUCCACAUGUAUCGAAGGAGGCAUGUGGUAGUCUGCAGCCGUC